Messenger RNA from Parasteatoda tepidariorum (common house spider), 2461 nucleotides. RefSeq names its product dynamin-1. Lineage: Eukaryota; Metazoa; Arthropoda; Arachnida; Araneae; Theridiidae. The record is from RefSeq and is a predicted model, not a curated record. Gene Ontology annotation, molecular function: GTP binding; GTPase activity; microtubule binding. Gene Ontology annotation, cellular component: microtubule; cytoplasm; membrane.
UUAACUACGGCAUUUAUCUCUUCUUGGUAGUAAAAAGCGCUGUAGAUCAGUUCCUGUGAAACUUUUUAUCAUUAAUUAGUCCCUACAAAUUUGCGGUUUGUCUGAUAAGUUAGUCACGUGAAUCACAUGAUUCUGCUAGUUGCAGUUGACGGAUAGGUUUUUAUACGUCUGUUACACUUAAGCUUAAACAUUUGGCGGAACUCAAUUGUUAAAUAAUGGCAAGCGUACAAAAGCCAGGAACUAGCAAACCAGUGAAAGUGGAAGUUAAUGGUAUGUCUGAAGAUUCUGACACAGAAGUUUCCAUUACCGAUGGCGAAGAAGUUAAAGUUAAAGGAAAGAGACAAAAAGGAGGAGUUGAUCUGAUAGACGUCGUGAAUGAUCUUCAAAACAAACUUGUGGCCAGUGGUCACACUCUCAAUGUGUCUCUACCACAAAUUGUCGUCGUCGGAAGUCAGAGCUCUGGGAAGAGCAGCACCCUCGAAAGUUUUGUUGGAAGGGAGUUUUUACCUCGGGGAACUGAUACCGUUACCAGAAGACCCACCAUCGUACAGAUGACACCUAAUCAGCAUGAAGAAUAUGUGGUGUUUUCUCAUAAGCCCGAAAUCCGGUUUACUGAUUUCAAAAAAGUGAGAGAGGAGAUAGAAACAGAAACUCGUAGGCAUCCGGGACCUACUGGAUUCACCUCCGAUCCCAUAAGCAUGCAUAUACACUCGCCUCGUGUUUUGAAGUUGACUGUGGUGGAUUUGCCUGGUUUGAUCAGGAUUGUUCAAGACGGGCAUGCCACUAGUAACAUCCAGGAAGUACGCAAGAUGGUCCUGAAAUAUAUUGAGCCCAAGGAAGCCCUCAUUCUUGCCAUCAUUCCUGCAACUCAAGACUUCCUAACUUGUGAUUCCCUUGAAAUAGCUAGGGAAGUGGAUCCCAAAAGAGAAAGAACCAUUGGAGUUAUAACUAAACUUGAUAGACUCGAUGAUGGUGGAGAUUUUAAAGAUGUUUUGGAAAAUAGAAAAAUUUAUUUACAGAAAGGAUAUGUCGGCGUAGUAAAUAGAAAUCAAAAGGAAAUCGAAGAAGGAAAGGACUUCGAGUAUAUACUUAAAAAGGAGAAAGAAUUUUUCCAAAACCAUCCCGCUUACAAGCAUCUAAAACAUAAAAUGGGCAUUCCUUAUCUCAUUCAAAUGCUACAGAAAACUCUGAGAGCACAUAUAAAGCAGUUCUUGCCCCAAGUGAGGACAGAUGUAUCUCAGAAACUUGCCGAACACCAAAAGGAGCUGAAAAACUUCGAAACUAGAAUGGGAGACAGCAUUGGCGGUGGAAGAACACUGGGAAAACAAUACUAUGUUAUCAAGCUGAUUCAAAAUUUUAUCGAGGACGUAGAUACUCAAAUUAUGGGUAACUCAGAGCUGAUAGAUACAUCAAAGUUUACAGCUGGUGCUAAAAUCCAGUUCAAGCUGAACACGGAAGUUAAAAAAAAUUUAACUCUGACGCUAGUUCCUGAUGAAACUCGUACACAGAUGAUCAUCGUCAACAUGCUGGGUAUCAGAACGGCCAUUGCUAUACCUACUCUAGCUUUGGAUGCAUUGAACAGGAUUUUGUUGCAACAGUACAAAGGUCCCAUGGAGGAAUCUGUUAUUUGUAUUAGAGAAGUACUAAAGGCAGCUAUUGCAGAUGCCUCUAAGUUUAUGGACCGAUACCCAUCGUUGCGAGACGAAGUGGUGUACCAAAUCAAAACUUCCAUUGACAAGGAAGCGGAGAACUGUAAGGAAAGACUUCUGUCCCACAUAGAUGCCAGCAUGUUCUUCAUUAACUACAACCAUCCUGAUUUUGACAGCACUGUUUGUGAUCCUGUGGCUCCCCCUGCUGGUCCAGUCAAACUUUGGGAGAACUUAGGAGCAGCUGAAGAAGAAACUGUGACAGUUGAGAUCACAGAAGGUGUUGCAACUGGCUCCACUAUGCCUUCCACGGAAACUUUAGUGGCUGGCUUGAAAGCUAAUGAAAGUAAUCAAAAGAACGUUCACUAUGCUUCUACAUUGUUGAUGAAAAAUCUUGAACCCGUACAGAAGCAAAUGGGAGACGUUGCUAUGAAAUACAUAAUCUUCUUUUUAGUGAAAAAGGUAUUGGAUUUCAUUAAAAAAGAUCUAUUGGCUACACUCUUAGAAUCUUCUAAUUUCAGUAAUCUGACUGAAGAUUGUGAAGCUGAUUUCCGCUGGAAGGAAGAAACUGAAACUACCUGCAGAAUAUUGCAAGAAGCACUCGUUGCUAUACAAGACUUUUAAACUAGUUCCCCCUCCCCUCCCGGGGAUAUUUAAUCACUUAAAUCAUUCUUCUGCGUGUGUUUAUAGUUCUAAUUCUUAUCAAAGAUACCAUUUAUAAAUUUUUUCAUAUGCCCUGUGUGCCUAUUUUGUAUUUUUGUACUUAAAUGUUUGUGUGCUUUUGUAAAAUAGCAAUAAAGUGUCAUAACUGUUUA